AUGGACGAGCUGGGAAUUGGUGGUUUGGAUCAGAUCUCAGAAUUGCCCGACCACCUUCUCCAUCAUAUCCUGUCUUUCAUGCCCACAAAAGAUGUCGUGCAAACCAAGUUGUUGUCACGAACAUGGCGCCGCGUAUGUUCUUCCUACCCUAAUUUCGAAUUCAACCUACAUAAUUAUUCUCAACGAUUAGAACAAAGAGGGAGGUACACCAAGUCCUUCGACAAUACCAUGCAAAGGUUUCAUAGGGACGAGACGGGCAUGCAAAAGUUAACUAUUUUUGCAAGUAUACAAGGUGCUCCUGAGCUUGUUCCUGUGGUUGACAGAUGGAUAGAAAUUUCUUUAGAAAAGCAGGUUCAAGAACUAGAUAUUCGGAUUUAUAAGUAUGAUUUGCCUCCAGCAAUUUUUGCUUCCAAAUCACUCCACACCUUGUGUCUGAUGGGAAUCACGAUGCCGCCUAUAUUUACAACUAAUACAAGGUUUUUUUCUUUGCGAAAGCUUUCCAUUUGCGGUGUAAGUUUGAAAGAACAGAUCUUACAAGAUCUAAUUUUUAAAUUUCCUUUUAUUGAGAAUCUCGCCCUCCUAGGCGGCAUCAACCCGAUACUGGUAAAGAAAAUUAGGGUUUCUGGUCUUUGUAAUUUGAAGGAGCUUACAAUUUUUGGAUGGCGAGUACUGGAGGAAGUUGAUAUCGACGCACCAAGUCUUAAAUUUUUUCACUACGGCGGUUAUAUUUUGCAGCAGAAUAAUAUUAAGAUCAAAAUGGGUGCUACAAACAAUGUAGAAACUUUAUCAAUAACAUAUGAUACCACCAUGACAGAACAACAGUUCUAUGACUUGAUAUCGAAGUUUCCCCUUCUCAAGUGCUUGCAUGUUUGCAUGUGGAACGAUGUCUAA
Corylus avellana is the source of this 891-nucleotide messenger RNA. The record is from RefSeq and is a predicted model, not a curated record. NCBI's taxonomy places the organism in Eukaryota, Viridiplantae, Streptophyta, Magnoliopsida, Fagales, Betulaceae.